This is a messenger RNA of Medioppia subpectinata, 276 nucleotides long. The record is from the annotation of a GenBank genome assembly. Lineage: Eukaryota; Metazoa; Arthropoda; Arachnida; Sarcoptiformes; Oppiidae.
AUGUAUUCGGCGAAACGAUGGCCAAACGGACGCAUUCCAUACAUAAUGGAGAACAAGUUCUCGGCGGAAGAGCGGGCGGCCAUCGCUCGGGGAAUCAUGACUUUGCAGGACAGGACUUGCAUUCGGUUUGUGCCCAAAAAGGAAAGCGACAAAGACUACGUGUGGAUGAGGAGAGGGCCGGAAUGUGCGGCCCAUGUCGGUCGCAUUAGUGGCUGUUUUUGGGCAAAGGUUGCUAUAGCGUGGAGACUGUGGUACACGAACUCAUGCAUUCAGUAG